Molecule: messenger RNA, 1542 nt
Organism: Penicillium nucicola
Lineage: Eukaryota; Fungi; Ascomycota; Eurotiomycetes; Eurotiales; Aspergillaceae
Product: folic acid synthesis protein
Exons: 3
Biological process (GO): tetrahydrofolate biosynthetic process
Cellular component (GO): mitochondrial envelope
Molecular function (GO): 2-amino-4-hydroxy-6-hydroxymethyldihydropteridine diphosphokinase activity; dihydropteroate synthase activity
Source: RefSeq, a predicted model, not a curated record
CCAAAUCACUCGACAGUAUCAGCAAAGCCAGAUUGGACUGCAAGAAAUGGCCACUUGACGCUCCAGAUCAAAUCGCCACAUUUGACCCCGCCAGCGAGGAAUUUCUCCAGUGGACCCGCCACCCGUUCAGACUCCAGGAUGAACUUGCGAUAUCUGACCCCAGAUGUGCACCGGGCUUUUAUUGCCCUGGGAAGCAAUGUUGGAGAUCGAGUAGAGAUGAUUGAACAGGCUUGUCUCGAAAUGGACAAAGUUGGUAUCAAAGUGAAGCGCACAAGCUCACUGUUUGAGACGGCGCCAAUGUAUGUCCUUGACCAAGACACAUUUAUCAAUGGCGUGUGCGAGGUUGAAACAACCCUUGAGCCUCUGGAGCUUCUAAAUGCCAUCCAAGCUAUUGAAAUUGAAAUGGGCAGAAAGAAAUUAAUUGACAAAGGCCCACGGUGUAUCGAUUUGGAUAUCCUGCUCUACGAUCAAAGAGUGGUAUCUCACGAACGUCUAAACAUCCCCCACAACCUGAUGCUAGAGCGCGAUUUCGUGUUGCGCCCUCUGAGCCAAUUAAUUCCGAACGAGUACCCACCAAUCCCAGGAAAAGAGACAAAAACAUAUAGCGGUCAUCUAGCAGCCCUGACCCCGCCAGACCCAACACCAGUAUCAACAACCCCGAUCUCACCAAACUUCGAAGCACUCCACGCAACAGACCCAAAGCGCAGCACCCACAUAAUGGCAAUCCUAAACCUAACCCCGGAUUCCUUCUCCGACGGCGGAAAACACUCACCAACAGACCUAUCCUACAUAACAGAAACAGUGCAUAAAAUGAUCUCAGCAGGCGCCACAAUAAUCGACAUAGGCGGCGAAAGCACCCGCCCAGGCUCAACGCCCGUAGGUGCAGACGAAGAAAUCGCCCGCGUCGUCCCAGCAAUCAAGCACAUUCGCACCAACAUCCCCGAAGCCGCAAACAUAGCCAUCAGCAUCGACACCUACCGCGCGCGCGUGGCAGAAGCAGCCUGCGCCGCCGGAGCUGACAUCGUCAACGAUGUCUCUGCCGGCCUCCUCGAUCCGGAAAUGUUAUCUACUGUCGCGCGCAUUGGCAAGUCCAUCAUCCUGAUGCACAUGCGCGGUACGCCACAGACAAUGACCCAGCCGGAGCUACAUGGCUACCCGAACGGGGUGAUCGAGGACGUGGCUGCUGAGCUGCGUGGCCGUAUCGCUGCCGCUGAGGAUGCUGGUGUUCGCCGGUGGCGGAUCAUUCUCGAUCCUGGACUUGGCUUUGCGAAGGUUCAGCAUCAGGAUUUGGAGAUUCUGCGUGACUUGUCAAAGUUAAGGGGAAUGUCUGGGCUUGAGUGUUUCCCUUGGCUGAUGGGGCCUAGUCGGAAACGUUUCAUUGGAACUCUGACUGGUGUUAAAACACCUCGGGAUCGGGUUUGGGGAACUGCGGCUACGGUUUCGGCUAGUGUUGCUGGCGGUGCGGAUGUUGUUCGUGUUCAUGACGUUCAGGAGAUGUGGCAGGUUGCUAAGGUUGCCGAUGCGAUUUAUCGUGUUGAAUAA